Messenger RNA from Lingula anatina, 4471 nucleotides. RefSeq lists its product as uncharacterized. The record is from RefSeq and is a predicted model, not a curated record. Lineage: Eukaryota; Metazoa; Brachiopoda; Lingulata; Lingulida; Lingulidae.
CGCGACUUUGUAUGGGCGCGGAGAAAAAUGAAAACAAUUAAAAACAGAAGCACUUUCGAGUAGCUGGUGAUAGCUAUCUGAUAUCCAGUAGCCGUUUAUGAUGUAAGAUGUCUGACCAUCCUGGGAGUGACCAGGACAGUUUGUCCAGCUGGACACUUGUUACUGAUCAGGGUUUAGUAGAGAGUGAUAGUAGCAGUUCUAGUGACUUUGUGAAGGUAGACCAACAAAUAGUUUCAUACCACAAACGUCGUGAUGAUACAGACUCUGAUGUAGACAGUUUAGACAAUGAAGAUGACAGAACUGAAGGAUGUGAUGUGCAGAAUGAGAUAACACCAGGUUUAGGCACCCCAGAAGUAAAUGAUUCAGAUGAAAGCAAACAAGAUGACAAUAAAUCAGAAACCGAGACACAUGACCCAAUUGUGUCCCGUGAGGCAUCCCAGGGGGCUGUCUCAGCUCCAAUAUUGCCAGAAACUGACACACUAGAGUUGGUCCCAAAUGCAGCUUGCUCUGAGCCAGUCCCACAAGAAGUGGUCAGAGAUCUUGCACCCCCUGCUUCUGCCUCACAGGACUUCAAAACACCCCCUGAAAAUGCUUCACAGGCAGAUCUGUUACCCCCAGAGAGAGACUCAGUGGGAUCUGGCUUUGAGUUGUUGUUUCCAAUAAAAGAUCAUGCUGUGGAAGAAAGUGAGCAAGCUAGAGGCAAUGUAGAAGAUGAAAAACAUGUUGCAGAGUUUGCUGAAGAUAUACUGCACCGACCUCACAGUAGCAAAGAAGCAGAUGCUGUCAUUGAACUUCUAAAGGUGAAAUUGAUGAUGGCAUCUGAAGGUUCAGGCAGAGCACACAGUUCCUCAUGUGCCACAGACUCCGAUGCCUCCGACUUUGUCCGUAUUGAUCCAGCAACAGCAGCUGUGGAAGAUCAGCAACAACAACAAAUGCAUACCAGCAGUUCCAGUGUCGCUUCUAACUUCAGUUUCUUUAAUCCGCGUUGGUGGGAGGCAGUUGAAAGAAGAGAAGUGAGACAUCAAGAUGAAGAGUUUGAACCCCUUCCUGGUGUGGAUGAUCGCUGUGAAUCUGAUAUCUCAGCUUCAGAGGGCUCUGAUGUAAGUGCUAUGGAUAUUGUUCCUGUCGCCAAUGCUAACAUCAUCAGACAGUAUCGCCAUCGGCCCAAUAAUGACCUGAAUUCAAUCUUGAACUUGGUGAUGCUAGCAGUUGUUACAGCUGCAGUUGGAUUAGGCAUAGGGCAUUCUAUUGGUUCUGCAAGAGAAUCUUACCUCCAAAACCAACUGAGAGAAAACCAGGUAGAGAGGAUGAAGGACUUACAGGAUGACCUGCUUGGUUGUUGGAACAAAAAUGAAGCUUUGGAUGAUCAUAUUGCUGAACUUACUUCAGACAACAGCAUGAUGAAGGAAGAGACAGAACUGUGGAAGACCAAGUACAGGGACACCCUGGUCAACAUAGAUGACCUGCAAGACCAAAUUAGGGACUUAGAAAGUGCCAGAAAACAGCAUGAAAAAAGACUGAGAGAAGAAAAGAAAACAUGGAGAACUGAAUUUAAAGAAUUAACAACUGACAAAUUGGAGUUACAAAGGCAGGUACAGGAAGCUGACCAAACCAAGCAGCAGCUGAUGAUAUUGGAUGAAGAAAACCAGAUGCUUAAAGCUGAAUUUAAAGACUUGCAGAAGAAACUACAGACAACUGUGGAAGAGUUUGACUCUUUUAAGCAGCAGUCUGUGUCUGAUGCACAACAGAAGGCUUACCUGGAGAAAAUUGCAACUCUGCAAGCAAAGAUGCAAGAGCUGGAAACCAACCAGAAGGCAAGCCAGGAAGAAUACGAAUUACUUGAAGUGCGUUACGAGUCUACAUUACAAGAACUUGAGUAUCGUCAGUCAAUAGAUAGGAUUAAAGACCAAAAUUUGGAAGAUUACCAGACUGAGAUUGGUACUUUGACAACUAAGCUUGAUAGUCUGGAGAAAAACCAGAAGGCCACGAAAUCAGAAUAUGCAUCAUUGAUGAGUAAAUACCUAGCCAGUAAUGACGAAGCUCAGCAUUUGAAAGAGGCUGAGAGCCAGGCAAGCAGUCUCCUUGAAAGUUAUCAGAGUCAGAUUACCACCCUUGCAGAAAAGUUACACGAUCUUGAAGUCAAACAGAAAGAAAAGGAAGACACCAUGGACACAAAGUUCCAGUAUGAACUAGAGCCUCUCAAGAAUAGAAUUAACAUCCUCCAAACUGAAAAUGAAGGAUUGAAAAUGCAGCUAGGCAGGCUUAGGUAUACAUACCAUCCUGCUAAUGGAGAAUCUAGUACUGACCCGGAAACAGUCUCCAAUGAAGAAGAAAUGCAGGAAACAACUGGAGAUCAUCUGAUGGAAAACUUGAGGACAAAACUUGAUGAAAUUAAGGCCAAGCAAUUUGCAGCAAAAAGUCGUGCAGCCAUGUGGCGCGAGUUCUACAUUCAAGAGAAGCAGUUAAGAGAGAAGUUACAGCAGGAUGUUGUCCAUGAUGGUGAUAACAACAACAACAACAACAGCACCGGUAACACUGCUGGUUUAUUCACAUGCAUCAGCAUCCUUAUGUCUCAUUUAAGGGUCAACUGGUCCGAUCCAGUUGUCAAGAACUUGACCAGUGCAUUUGGUGAAAAAUUAUACAUGCUCCAAAACAUCAGUUCUAAAAGUGUCCAGGAUGCCUGGGCUCAGAUAGACAGUUUCACAGAAUCACAAGAGUUCCAGGAAUAUGUGAAAGCUGCAAAAACCACUUUUGAAGAUGCCAAGGACACUUUAAAACAGAAAUUUGAGGAGCUUAAUCUUUAUGUUAGAUCAGAUGAAUUUUCGUCUUUAGUGAAUGGAACGAAAGAUUCAAUUAACGAUUUCACUGAAAGUUUCAAGAAAAAGGUAUCUAAUCUAAUGGACUCUGUUACCUUGCGUACCUAUGUUAACAAGUCCAAGGACACAGUGGCAAGUGUCACAGAGAGGUUACACAGUACAUGGGAGCGGCUGCGAAACAUGUCAAGCCAGCUUGUACAGAAUCACCAGUCUACAUAUAAUGAAGUCAAAACAAGUGUUCAGGACAGUGUGAAAAGAGUCGCUGACACAGUAAAUAAAUAUUGGGAAGGGAGACACACCAGAAAGGAAAAGGAGAAAAAUAGCAGGGAAAAAGAUAAAAAGAAAAAGGAAAAGAAGAAAAGCCAUCAUGUUAAACAUAAAGAAUCUAGACCACCGAGAAAAUUGAAAGGAGAUGAUAGGAAGCUAGACAAAUAUAAGAAAAGAAAAGAAAAUAGAGUUAAAUUACAUAAGAAAAGAAAAGGACAUGGAGGAAAACUACACAAAAAUGGUGACCAUGAUAAAAUUCAUCAACCACACUGCCGUGGUAAGCACUGCCGUAAGAUGCAUCAGCAGAAAUUUAGACCAAGAGAACGAAAAAUUCAGAAGCAUAUGGAAAAAAUUCAAGGGACUAUCAGGAAGUUGAAUAACAAGAAAAUAAGGCAAAUGGGAAAAGAUGGUGCAAAGGAUAUUUUGAAAAAGUUGGAAAAUUUGCAGGAACAUUUUCAAGAGCAUCAUGGGGCAGAGAAAAGGUCCUGGUUAACUUGUCAGUUGCACUGGUGGAAAGGUUAUAUUAGGAAAAAAUUAAAUAAAGAAACAAUUGCUGGUUGUGAAAGCAUCUUGUACAAGUGGCAAACCCAUUACAACUGCAAAAAAGGGUCUUGNUUAAACCAUACUGUGGUAUGGGCAGCAGCUGGUGUGAAGAGAAGUGGGAAGAUGAUUGGGAUGUGUGGUGGGGAUAACUGGCCAAAGACUUCUCUUGUAUGUGAAAAAAUUAAGUCAUUCGAGUUGCAUCUGAUUAUUUGCAAAUCUGAAAAAAAUAUUGGUUUCAAGGUUUCAUUUUUAUCAGUGUAAUUAAACAUAAUUUGUUUCAACUUUCCUUGACUCAUUUAUUUUGAAAUUCUGUUGAAGACGUGUCAGAUAAAAGCAAUACAGAGUCACCUUCAUGUUCUCUGCUGCCAUUUUUUAUUGGUAAAUAAAUAACUUCAUUCAAAAAGGGGAAAACAUUGUGUAUAAAAGUGAAAUGGUCAGCUGGUUUAAUAUGAAAGAAAGUUGUCAGUAGCUUAGUGGCAUGUAUGAACAUGAAUUCUACAAUACCAUUAUAAUACUGUGUGGGGGAGGGGGCAGUUUGGCAAUAUUUGCACUGUGUGGUCAUUUUAUGAAAGUUUAAGUGAAAGAAUUUGGUCACACAACAGCUUGUUUUAAUGUUGCAUUUGAACAUGCAGAAAUGUCAACAGAUAUGCUAAAAGUUUUAAUAGCUUUGCUGUAUGUACUGAUAUGUACUGUUUAUGUUUUAUUAAUCACAAACCAGGUCAGGAUUUGAUUAACUGAGCCAACUAAGAUUUUUUCAUUAAGUGAUUAUAUGACACGUUGAAGGUAACUGGUAAAAUAGAAACCCACGUAUGUUUACCCCUAGUUUGUUGUGUCAUAUGACCUUA